UGUGUAGCGAAAAUUCUUGGCAAUGGAUAGACAAAGGUUACGUGGCUUGGCCUCUAUCGUCUCUCCCCCCACAACCCCCAGUCAACACGGACGGCGAAGCAACCCCAAGGCCCAAACCUCGAUCUCCUUCUGCGAAAAACCCUAGCGCCCGCAUCACACCUUUCCCUAAAAUAAAUCAUCUUCCCGGACGGAAAAACCCACAUAGAAAGUCAAACCAUAUCACACCCUGAUCGAAUCUCGGGUACCAUAAUUGGAUGCGAUCGAAGUGUCACUUCGUUCUUCUCGUCAAUUAUAAUAUUACUAUUUUUUUCUUUCUCCUUGGAAGGAAAUGUCUUCGGAGAUUGAGGUUGUUGAAGAGGUUCAAUCAAAUUCCAAGAACGAUGGCCGAUCGGGUUCCGGGACUAAUGGGGUUGUUCUGAGUGGCGGUGAAGAGAGUUUGAGGAAUGACGUUUACACUGCAGCGGCGUACGGAGAUUUGGAGAAGCUCCAGAGAUUGGUGGAGUGCGAGGGGUGCUCUGUUUCGGAGCCGGACGGGCUUGGUUACUAUGCGCUCCAGUGGGCUGCCUUGAAUAACCGGACUGCUGCUGCUCAGUAUAUCAUUGAACAUGGAGCAGAUGUAAAUGCGGCCGAUCAUACAGGGCAGACUGCAUUACAUUGGAGUUCAGUUCGUGGUGCAAUCCAAGUGGCAGAACUUUUACUCCAAGAGGGUGCUAAGGUGGAUGCUGCUGAUAUGUAUGGCUAUCAGACAACACAUGUUGCAGCUCAAUAUGGUCAGACAGCUUUCCUCUAUCACAUUGUUUCAAAAUGGAAUGCUGACCCAGAUGUUCCUGAUAAUGAUGGAAGAAGCCCUUUACAUUGGGCUGCUUAUAAAGGUUUUGCUGAUUGUAUUCGUCUUCUUCUAUUUUUGGAUGCAUACAGAGGGCGCCAAGACAAAGAAGGUUGCACUCCUCUCCACUGGGCUGCUAUUAGGGGUAACUUGGAGGCAUGUACAGUAUUAGUACAGGCUGGGAAGAAGGAGGACUUGAUGGUUACUGACAACACUGGUCUCACACCAGCACAGCUUGCUUCUGAUAAAAAUCACAGACAAGUUGCUUUUUUCCUUGGAAAUGCUAGAAGAUUGCUUGAAAAGCGAUGUGAUGGGAGCAGUCGACUUGGCCGCCUAUCAAAAUUAGGACUUGCUCCCAUGCUUUGGUUUAUGAUCUUACUGCUGCUUAUGGUCUAUAUCCAUUCUGUCGUCAUGGCACCAAAUCUGCCAAAGUUAACAGCAGGCAUUGGCUUUGUUGCAUGGUUGGGUGUUUUCCUAGCAAGUGCUGGAUUAGUUAUGUUUUAUCGGUGUAGCAGCAAGGAUCCUGGUUACAUCAGAAUGAAUUUCCAUGAUCCACAAAAUAUGAAAGAUGAUGAACCUCUGUUGAGGAUUGAGAUAAAUAAUCCUGCUCUGCUAGCUGGAAACUGGUCUCAGCUCUGUGCGACUUGCAAGAUAGUCAGACCUCUUCGAGCGAAGCACUGCUCAACUUGCGAUCGCUGUGUUGAACAGUUUGAUCAUCAUUGUCCUUGGGUAUCCAAUUGCAUCGGCAAGGAAAACAAGUGGGAUUUCUUUCUGUUUCUUGUCUUAGAAGUUUCAGCUAUGACAAUUACGGGUGCAGUCACUUUAAUAAGAAUUUUGACUGAUCCUGCUGCCCCAUCUUCACUUGGAGCAUGGAUGAACCACGCUGGUACAAAUCAUGUCGGGGCUAUAUCAUUUAUCAUUGUGGAUUUCUUCCUCUUCUUUGGCGUGGCAGUUUUGACCGCUGUGCAAGCUUCUCAGAUAUCCCGCAAUAUAACAACUAAUGAAAUGGCAAAUGCAAUGCGCUAUAGUUACCUGAAAGGCCCGGGUGGUCAGUUCAGAAACCCGUAUGAUCACGGAUUGAAAAAGAAUUGCUCGGAUUUCUUGAUCAAAGGCUACAAUGUGGAUGUGGAGUAUGUCGAAGAUUCACCACAUUCUGAUGGGAUAGGAAUGAUGCAUAUACCAAUGAAUUCAAGCAUGCAAAAUGGUGAUCAUCACGCCAAUUCCAAUGGUCAUGUCGCAAUCAAUGUGAAUACUAACAAGCAUCAUGGUCAUGCUCAUUCUUCCCAUGGCCAUGUUCACUCUUCGCAUUGCAGCCACAGUAACCAUAGCAAGUCAAAAAGUGAUGGAAGCGUCCCGUUAGGAUUAGGUCUUGGCCUUGGCCGUAGUGCUCGGUCCAUUGUAACUUCAUGAUGUUAAGUCCUUGUGUUUUUUACAAUAGAAACUGGAAGUUCAAUGUGUAUUGUAUGUCAAGCAUACAUAUCCCAAUGAGUUUAGGUUCUGUAAUUCUAUUGAUUGGUGCUUCUUCUUUCCUGUGGCUCCUAAGGGUGCUCCUCCUUCCAUUCUUGGUUCUAUUUGGCUUGUCUUCCAUGGUUGAUACGAAAGCUUGGCUGACAUUCUGUAAAUAUCGACUGUUGAUAUAUUUUGUAUUAAACAAUGAUUUUAGUUGAUGCCCAUUUUACAUUA
Messenger RNA from Carica papaya (papaya), 2509 nucleotides. It is a transcript of the gene TIP1, whose product is annotated as Ankyrin repeat family protein with DHHC zinc finger domain-containing protein. Gene Ontology annotation, cellular component: Golgi membrane. Gene Ontology annotation, biological process: protein palmitoylation. Lineage: Eukaryota; Viridiplantae; Streptophyta; Magnoliopsida; Brassicales; Caricaceae. The record is from RefSeq and is a predicted model, not a curated record. Gene Ontology annotation, molecular function: protein binding; palmitoyltransferase activity.